AUGGAUACCGCUCCUCGUGCGAGACGCUUUGGCCCAGCUUUCCUGGUCCUUGCGGUCAGUGGAGGUGCCUUGCUCAGCUUCGUGGGCCCACUAAGUCGCAGCCGAGCCCUUGAUCUUCGACCUGGAGCUGGGGCGUCAGAGUCUGGAGCCACCGCAAGGGCGGCUUUCUCAUGGGAUACGGAUGAACCUCCAAAGAUCCCGGCAACACCAGAUGAGAUGAUCCAACAGGCUUCGGACGCUGUCAUGCGUGCCUACAGAGAUGGCAAGACGCGACAAGCGGUUCGACUUCGACUGGACCAGCUUUUUGACAUGGAGUCCCUGUACGUCAAGGGCAUCGAGGCUCUGCAGCUGGCUACCGUCCCCUACAUGGAGCAAUUCGUCAAGAAGCUCUGGGGAGGGGAUUACCUGAAGGAGAUCAGGACCUCAGUGGUGGACGAGCAGGCGGGGACGCUGAUCUACCGGGAAUCUGAGAAUGAGCUCCAGGACAUGGCUGUCUUCUUUCUGCCAGGCCGAGACCUCAUGGCCGAGCCCAAGACACAGAACUUCAUCCGGAAGAUGACCGACAGGCUGGUCCUGCUCCUGAACUCUGAGAACGCGCAGAGCGAUUUCCGCGUGGACUACAAAGGCAUGGAUUGGAUGGAUUAUACCAGCUUCGGAGUGCAGAUCAGCGAGAUGUUCAGCGAGCAGUCCUACUAUUACACCUACGGCCCCUUUGAGUCGUGGCAGUUGACCAUCUUCCGUGCAUAUCCCUACAACUGGGAGAUCUAUAUUGAGGACUUGGAGUACAACACCGUCAAGAUUUUCGACAGCCCCUACAAGCCCACGUCCAACCAGGUGGUAGCCAGAAUUCAGCAGUAUGAAGAAAAGAACGAGAUUGCCCCGUACAAGAAGAUCAGCAAGAUCAUGAAGGACACCAUGCGGCAAGAGGAGGCGAGCGAAGAGGCCGAGCCGGGAUGGCGGUCCUCCGCCAGCCCCGAGGAGAUCAUGGACCGUCAGAAGCAGCUGGAAGAGCGGGCCAAAGCUGAGGCUGAGAAGCUUGCGAAGGAGCAGGCUUGA
This is a messenger RNA of Symbiodinium pilosum, 1056 nucleotides long. The record is from the annotation of a GenBank genome assembly. NCBI's taxonomy places the organism in Eukaryota, Dinophyceae, Suessiales, Symbiodiniaceae.